AUGGCGUCGGCAUUGGAGCAAUUUGUAAAUAAUGUGCGGACGCUCUCAAAACAAGGUACGACAGAUGUUCGAACCUUCCUUACAUUCUUGUAAACCUAACCUCCAAGAAUAAUCCUGAAAAAUUAUGAAAAUGUUCUGCGUUACUCUGAAAUGAUGCUUUCCUCAAAGAAAUAAGAUUUGAAUUCACAAUGUUUUCUUACUGCAGUAUUGACAAAUUUCUCUAUUUUAAUUUUAUUCAGAUAUAAAAAUUUGGUUUUUAUAUUAAGCACAUCUAUGACCAAAUCUUAGGUGUUAAAUCUUAAUUUUUCUCUGUCAUAGGAACCGUAUAAGCUUUCUUCUUAAAAUUUUUAAUAUUAAACAUAUAUUAGAAAUAUAUGCGUUUGUUAAAGCAGUGUUCCGUUGUAUAAAUAAAAUUAUAAUAUUUUUCUGAAGUAAUUAUUAAAUAAUAUUAUUCAAUUGUCUUCUGUUCUUUAGGUAAUUUUAGAGAGCUGUCUGAGAUAAUAACUAAAAGUACAGAUGUUCUCAUAAAAAAUGGACAGCAUUUAGAUAAUGUUUUGGAAACUCUAAAUCUACAAGAACAUUCAUUAGGUAUUUUGGCAGUAUUAUGUGUGAAAUUUUCACUGCCUAAUCCUAAUGGUGCAAACAAUGUCGAUGCUUAUAAAUCACUAUUUAAUCAAGUUCAGGAAUUUAUUAUUGGUUGUAAUGGAGAACAAGUUAGAUUUGCUUCUGAUAUAUGUAAAAACAUUCAGAAAUUUUUAUCUUUUGUUUGCAUUAUUUACAUUAUAGAUGCAGAAUUAUGCCACUUAUUUACUCAAACAUUAGUUGAACUACAAAUACCAUUGCGUGGUAUUGAGCUAUUAUGCCGUGCAAUACGUAAAAUACAGUUAUUUGAUAGCCAGCUUACUUCAAUACAUGCUGAUCUUUGUCAACUUUGUCUUUUGUCUAAGUGUUUCAAGCCAGCACUUGAAUUUCUUGAUAUAGAUAUUACUGGCAUCAGUCAAGAAGAAGGACAAUUUGAUUCAAAAUACUUUUUACUUUAUUAUUAUUAUGGUGGUAUGAUAUAUACAGCAUUAAAGAAUUAUGAUAGAGCAUUGUACUUUUUCGAAGUGUGUGUAACAACACCUGCCUUGGCAGUUAGUUACAUUAUGUUAGAGGCCUACAAGAAAUAUAUUCUGGUCUCUUUAAUUUUGCAUGGGAAAGUUUUAAAUUUACCUAGGUACACGAGUCAAGUAGUUAAUAGGUACAUGAAACCUCUGGGACAACAGUAUCAAGAAUUGGCUACAGCUUAUCAAAUGAAUAGUUGCGAAGAGGUACAAAAUAUUAUCACUAAAUAUCAACAACUGUUUACAAGAGAUCACAACAUGGGACUGGUGAAACAAGUGCUCAGCUAUUUAUAUAAAAAGAAUAUACAAAGAUUGACAAAAACUUUUUUGACUCUUAGUUUAAGUGAUGUGGCUAGUAGAGUUCAAUUAUCUGGACCUGCUGAUGCAGAAAAAUAUAUAUUAAAUAUGAUAGAGGAUGGUGAAAUUUUUGCAACAAUCAAUCAAAAAGAUGGUAUGGUGGUGUUUCACGAUGAUCCAGAGAAAUACAAUUCACCACAGAUGUUGGCAAAAUUAGAAAAGGAAAUGGCAGCAUGUAUGGAACUGGACAAAAGAGUUCUUGAAAUGGAAGAAGAAGUUGUUCUUACACCACAAUAUGUUCGAAAAGCUUGUGGACAAAAUGAUCAAGAUGAUCAGACACCUGGACCUGCUCUAACAAGUAUAAUAAAUGUGCAAGGUCAAUCUAAACAUAGCACUUAUUCCAUGUAACAUAUACACGUCGUUGUGCGUUAUCUUUAUUAAAAAAGAGAAAAACCGAAGCAAAUCUUGUUGAAAGCAGAGACUUGAACAUUUAGAAGCCUGUUUUGGAUGAAAAUCGAUAUCCGAAAUUUGGCUAAACAUAAUUUAUUUUGUACAAAAUAAACAUUGCUAUCUAUCAUUAUGUGGAAUUAUAAUUGCUAUUAUAAAAAGAUAAAAGUAACAAAAAACAUGAAAAAUUAAAAAAUUUCCUUUUUAUAGCAAGUCACACAUGUAUCCUUUCUGGAUCUUUCUAAAACUGAAGGCUGAUAGAUAA
Molecule: messenger RNA, 2112 nt
Organism: Heterotrigona itama
Lineage: Eukaryota; Metazoa; Arthropoda; Insecta; Hymenoptera; Apidae
Source: the annotation of a GenBank genome assembly